Molecule: messenger RNA, 2080 nt
Organism: Phascolarctos cinereus (koala)
Lineage: Eukaryota; Metazoa; Chordata; Mammalia; Diprotodontia; Phascolarctidae
Source: RefSeq, a predicted model, not a curated record
CGAGGCGACAGACAGCAGCCAGCCUGGAGGUAGGGGAGUGAGCCUUCCCGGACUCUGCCUGACACAUUCCCUGGGAUUUAACUGAAGCAAGCACCUCCCAGCCCCUCACCUCGUUUCCCAACCCUCUUGCCAGCGCCAGAGCCGAAAGCCCUUCCCAAUCCACGAUGUUUGCCGGGUCCAGCCGUCCAAGGCCAGCCUUUUGAUCUCCGCAGGAGAAAUAUUUUUUCUUCACCUUGCAGGGAUCUGUCCGUUUAAAUAGAAAAAGAAGGAGGGGGAGAACAAUAAAAGGAAACAAGCCCACCCUAAAUACACCAACUCAGCCCCUCCACCCUACCGCGGCAGGGAGAGAUCAGCCAAGCUAGAGUUUAUUAAACGGCAAUACUCUCCCUUGUCUGAAAGACUGGGAGCCAGGCGCUAUCCGUGGUUCUGAAAUCCAUCUCCUCCUUUUGGGGGUUCCAACCCCAACAUCUGGAUUGUACUUUUUUUUUAAAUCGCCAGUGGAAAAGUCCCAGCUCUUGAUUCACUUGGUUUUGUAAGUGCCAAUUCUAAACAUCUUUUCUGCCCCUAAAACUCGUGGACUACAAAAGCAUCGGACCUGGGAAAAUGUGCAGCUUUAAUACACUCAGGCUGUACCUUUGGGAGACGAUUGUAUUCUUCAGUCUGGCUGCUUCCAAGGAAGCUGAGGCUGCAGCCCGUUCCGCACCCAAGCCUAUGUCUCCCUCGGAUUUUCUGGAUAAACUGAUGGGGAGAACCUCAGGAUAUGAUGCCAGGAUCAGACCUAAUUUUAAAGGUCCCCCAGUCAAUGUGAGCUGCAACAUUUUCAUCAACAGUUUUGGCUCCAUUGCUGAAACAACUAUGGAUUACAGGGUCAACAUCUUCUUGCGUCAGCAGUGGAAUGACCCUCGAUUGGCCUACAAUGAGUAUCCUGAUGAUUCCCUGGACCUGGACCCAUCCAUGUUGGACUCCAUCUGGAAGCCAGACUUGUUCUUUGCCAAUGAGAAGGGAGCCCAUUUCCAUGAGAUCACCACCGACAAUAAGCUCCUGCGCAUCUCCAGGAAUGGCAAUGUUCUCUACAGUAUCAGGAUUACUCUGACUCUGGCCUGCCCCAUGGAUUUGAAGAAUUUUCCCAUGGAUGUCCAGACAUGCAUUAUGCAACUGGAGAGCUUUGGCUAUACCAUGAAUGACCUCAUCUUCCAGUGGCAAGAGCAAGGGGCAGUGCAGGUGGCCGAUGACUUAACCCUGCCCCAGUUUAUCCUGAAAGAAGAAAAGGAUUUGCGAUACUGCACCAAACAUUAUAACACAGGCAAAUUCACCUGCAUAGAAGCUCGCUUCCACUUAGAACGACAGAUGGGCUACUACCUGAUCCAGAUGUAUAUCCCCAGCCUGCUCAUUGUCAUCCUCUCCUGGAUCUCUUUCUGGAUCAACAUGGAUGCUGCACCUGCUCGGGUGGGCUUGGGCAUCACCACAGUGCUCACCAUGACCACCCAGAGCUCUGGCUCUCGAGCAUCUUUGCCUAAGGUCUCCUAUGUGAAAGCCAUUGACAUCUGGAUGGCAGUCUGUCUGCUCUUCGUGUUCUCAGCACUGCUGGAGUACGCCGCUGUCAACUUCGUGUCCCGGCAGCACAAAGAGCUACUCAGGUUCAGGAGGAAAAGGAGACACCACAAGAGCCCUAUGCUGAAUCUGUUUCAGGAGGAUGAAGCUGGGGAGGGGAGGUUCAAUUUCUCUGCUUACGGGAUGGGCCCAGCCUGUCUACAGGCCAAGGAUGGCAUCUCCGUCAAGGGAGCCCACCAUAACAACACAGGCAACCCUCCACCCCCACCCUCCAAGUCCCCAGAGGAGAUGCGCAAGCUUUUUAUCCAAAGGGCCAAGAAGAUUGACAAGAUGUCCCGGAUUGGCUUCCCCAUGGCCUUCCUCAUCUUCAACAUUUUCUACUGGAUCAUCUACAAGAUUGUCCGCAGGGAGGAUGUCCACAAUCAGUGAACGGAAGGGCUGUGGCAGCUCGGGUAGGGGCAGGGAGGGCAUGGCACAAGGAGAAGAGACACAAAGGAAGCAGAGGGAGAGGAAGGGCUCUCCCAGGACA